AUGAAGUCUGCUAUUGCUUCUCUCACCCUCGCGGCGGGCCUUGUCGCUGCCCAGCCUCACCAGCACCACGGCCACCAGCACCUUCACAAGCGCGAGGGCUCUCCUGUUCUGGCAGAGCGCGACUACCAGACCACCGUUGUCCCCGCGUACGCCACCGCCUACGUAGACCCCCAGGGCAAAGUCAUCAAGGAGGACGAGGCUGAGAAGGGUAUCGAGAACGGCCUGUACGUCGUCAUCGGCGAGACGACCCCAGUCUUCACUCCUCCCCCGCCUCCGCCGCCGAAGCCCACUACCUCGUCGACUCCCCAGGCCGUCUUCAUCGAGCAGGCCACGCCUUCCCCCUCGCCCUCGGCCCCUGCCGACGAUGGUUAUCCCACUGGAGGCACUGGCCUGACCGCCGACUUCCCUAACAAGAAGAUCAAGUGCUCGUCCUUCCCCAGCGACUACGGUGCGCUCCCGAUCAGCUGGAUGGGUCUCGGUGGCUGGUCUGGCAUCCAAAACGUCCCCAGCUACAAGCUUGGUGAUGCUGCCAUCAGCUUCAUCGAGACUGCUAUCAAGGGCAUGGGCUGCCGUAGCAACGCGUACUGCUCGUAUGCCUGCCCUGCUGGCUACGUCAAGACCCAGUGGCCCGCUAGCCAGGGCGCCACCGGCCAGUCGAUCGGCGGUCUUUACUGCAACGCUGAUGGCUACCUCGAGCUCAGCCGUCCCCAGGUCAAGACCCUCUGCAUGCCCGGUGUUGGUGGUGUGACCGUUGUCAACAAGCUCAAGAAGAACGUCGCUCUUUGCCGGACCGACUACCCCGGCACUGAGAACAUGGUCUGCCCUACCGACGUCCAACCUGGCGCCACCGUCACCCUCGCCAACGUUGACACAUCCGACUACUACAUCUGGCAGAACAAGAAGACCACUCUGCAGUACUACGCCAACAAGCAGGGUAUCCCUGUUGAGGACGCUUGCGUCUGGGAUUGUGCUCAGGACCACGACGGUUGCGGUAACUGGGCUCCCAUGAUUAUUGGUACUGGCCGCACCGCUGGCAUCACGUACCUUUCCAUCUUCCAGAACUUGCCCAUGAGCACAGCCAAGCCCGACUACAACGUCCGCAUGAGCGGUGAUGUGACAAUCAAGUGCGGCUUCAGCAACGGCGUCUACACUGGCUCGAGCGACACCAACGGCUGCACAACUGGAGUUGGCCCCGGCGGUGCCAUCAUUGAGUUCUACUAG
Molecule: messenger RNA, 1221 nt
Organism: Microdochium trichocladiopsis
Lineage: Eukaryota; Fungi; Ascomycota; Sordariomycetes; Xylariales; Microdochiaceae
Exons: 2
Coding region: 1-1221 (406 amino acids)
Biological process (GO): fungal-type cell wall organization
Cellular component (GO): fungal-type cell wall; cell surface
Source: RefSeq, a predicted model, not a curated record